Messenger RNA from Myzus persicae (green peach aphid), 1004 nucleotides. RefSeq lists its product as uncharacterized. The record is from RefSeq and is a predicted model, not a curated record. NCBI's taxonomy places the organism in Eukaryota, Metazoa, Arthropoda, Insecta, Hemiptera, Aphididae. The transcript is spliced from 7 exons. Bases 111 to 980 code for a protein of 289 amino acids.
CAUUUGAACAUUAGACCUUAGUGAGACCUAUAAGACCUUACGUAGGUGAUAGGUCCAUCAUACUGUUAGUUAUAGUGUUCUGCAAUACACUUCACAAUAUAACAAUUAAAAUGAAUAAAACUAACUCACAGACAGUUUUUUUUAAACUUACUUUAAUAUUUUUAUAUUUGAACUAUACAAAUGGUUGUGACAGUAAUAAAAAGCUGUACACUGAAAUAGGAUGUAAACCUAUUUACAGCAAUGACUCAAAUUCUUGUCCAGUGGCAUAUGAUUGUGAACAAGUGUUUGCUAGACCAACUAACAAGUGUUAUCUUAAUGGAAAUGUUUACGAGCCAGUUGAUAGUCUUUCUAAAACAGACUCAGCAUUGAACCCAUGCUUUGCUGCCUGCUUUUGCGAUCAGAGGACAUAUGAAAAUAAGACUACAACUAAAUUUACAUGUGCCAAGGUUGAAUGUCCAUCAUAUUUCACAAGAUUAAGAGAUCCAUGUUAUUAUCAAUAUGACAAAGAUUCAUGCUGUGAGGUUAAAAAAUACUGUCCCGAAGAAAAGGCAAUUGGUCAUGAAUGUGUACAUGACAAUCAGGUUUACAAAAAUGGUCAACGAUUUUAUGUUGGUGAUUAUUUACAAUGUGUAUGCUCACCGGAAUUUAAUGGUACAGUUAGUGAUAAGUCAUGUAGAGAAGUUGGUUGUAGUUAUGAGAUUUUAUACAUGGAAAACAUUUUAACACGAAGUGCUCCUGUUUAUUUCGAAAAAGUAGACGGAUGCCCUAUUGAAUGGUUCAAUCCUGAAUACAAUGCUGCAACUGCUGAUGAAAUAACUUCUACCAGCAAGUCUAAUGGCCACAAAUGCAAAUAUGGGGAUUUGAGUUUCUCAGUAGGUCAAAAUAUAACUAUUGGCCAACAAUCUGACUCUGAUACAUACAAAACAACAUGUUCUUGUAAUACCCCUCCUUUAGUUACUUGCAUCAAAGUCAGAAAAUAGAGCAUUUAAUAAUAGGUAGAAAUA